UUUAUAUAUACAAAUCUUUAUUUUCAAUUACAGGUAUCAGCUGCCAGAGAAGAGGUGCCAGGUAGAAGAGGUUUCCCAGGUUAUAUGUACACUGAUUUGGCCACCAUUUAUGAACGAGCUGGGCGAGUGGAGGGACGUCAAGGGUCGAUCACUCAAAUUCCCAUCCUUACUAUGCCAAAUGAUGAUAUUACACAUCCAAUCCCUGAUCUGACGGGAUACAUCACAGAAGGUCAGAUCUACGUAGAUCGUCAGUUGCACAAUCGUCAGAUUUACCCACCAAUUAAUGUGCUUCCUUCAUUGUCUCGACUUAUGAAAUCUGCCAUUGGUGAGGGAAUGACCAGGAAAGAUCAUUCAGAUGUGUCUAAUCAGCUGUAUGCCUGUUAUGCCAUUGGCAAAGAUUUACAGGCAAUGAAGGCUGUUGUAGGAGAAGAAGCAUUGACCUCAGAUGAUCUCUUGUAUUUGGAGUUCCUUGCCAAGUUUGAAAAGACCUUCAUUUCACAGGGACCCUAUAUGAAACGCACCAUUUUUGAGUCUCUGGAUAUUGGUUGGCAAUUACUUCGUAUUUUCCCGAAGGAAAUGCUUAAACGUAUCCCUGCUGCCACCCUUGCUGAAUUUUACCCUCGUGAUCGUCCUCAGUAAAGGACUGACAAACCAUGUCAGUCAUUGUUAAGUUGUCACUCAUUACUGUUAUCAUUCACUGGUUGUAUAAUUGUCAUCAGGCUUGAGUUAUAAGUAUGUGUAAAGAUGAGUUUUUUCUUUUUCAUUUUUUCUUUAUUUGUGUGUAUUUAAGAGGGUACUUAAGCAUAAUUAUUCUGAAAAUAUUGUGCAGAGACUUACAUAUUAAGAAAUAU
This is a messenger RNA of Penaeus vannamei (Pacific white shrimp), 851 nucleotides long. Its product is annotated as V-type proton ATPase subunit B. Lineage: Eukaryota; Metazoa; Arthropoda; Malacostraca; Decapoda; Penaeidae. Gene Ontology annotation, biological process: vacuolar acidification. Gene Ontology annotation, molecular function: proton-transporting ATPase activity, rotational mechanism; ATP binding. The record is from RefSeq and is a predicted model, not a curated record.